Molecule: messenger RNA, 4096 nt
Organism: Patella vulgata (common limpet)
Lineage: Eukaryota; Metazoa; Mollusca; Gastropoda; Patellidae
Exons: 16
Coding region: 453-3698 (1081 amino acids)
Cellular component (GO): stereocilium tip; stereocilia ankle link complex; plasma membrane
Molecular function (GO): protein binding
Source: RefSeq, a predicted model, not a curated record
AUUUAAACCACACCUUUUGAACACCGUAUAACAACAGUUUUCCUGAAUUGACAUAAUAAAUGUGUUAGAAGAUAUGUAAACUGGUAUCAUACAUGUGCGUUACUUUACACGGGAUCAUGCGAUUUGACAAACAAAUGAAGAACUGAAUGUAAGAGAUUCCAGAGCAGAAUUUAAGAGGUUUCAGAACAGGGUUUACGAGAUUUCAGUACACAAUAUAAGUGGUUUUAGAACAGGAUUUCAGAACAGAAUUUAAGAAGUGUAAAGUAGUGAUUUCAGAACAAAUGCUAUUGGAUAAUAACCACUGAAAAAGCCAUUUCAGAACAACUGCUUUCGGGAAUAACUACUAUCAACAAUAACCACUAAAAUCGGAUUUUGAUACAACUGCUGUCAAGAAUAAUCACUGAAAAUCGGAUUUGAGUACAGCAGUUGAGAAUAUCGAAUAAAAAGGAUCCAUGUUGAAAUUCAAAAUGCAAAGAAGAACAGAUAAACCUAAGCGACUUUCAUCACAUGACUUAAAACAAAGAGAGAUAACUCGAAAUUUCAAUCAUCUUGCGAAGCAGGUGUUGAUUCCACUGGAACGAGAAGCGCUGCAUAAAUUUAUUCGUAGAUAUCAGAGGAAUCGUAAUGUUUCUGAGUUAUAUCAGUCUAUGGUUUUUAUUCUCACGACUAAUGAAAAACAACAGUUGUUUCCAUACAUACGAUCUAUGAUACCGGAAUCAGACCGCAUUGAGUUUGAUCAUUAUAUGGCUUCGGAUCAGAAAGUAAGGAGAGAUUCUUAUAUUAAACUUAGUCCACCACCUACAAAUCAUGGAAAUUUUCUACAUCCAAGUUCAGCAGCCAGAAAGAGUGCUCCAACAUAUCAACAGAAUGUGAAAGUGAUUAUGUUAAAGAAUGAUAAAUCAUCAGAAACUCUAGGAUUUAGUAUACGAGGAGGAUUGGAAUAUGGUUUAGGGAUUUACAUUAGUCAGGUUGAUCCUUUAUCAGCAGCAGAUGUUGCUGGAUUAGAGGUAGGAGAUCAGAUAUUAGAGGUUAAUAAUAUAGAUUUAAAGAAUGUGGCAUUAAGUGGUGCUGUAGGAGUUUUAACUGGUUCUAAUAAACUUAAACUUGUAGUCAACAGAAUGAGAAAGGUUCCUGAAUGGAAGAAAUCUAAAGAAACCACAAUAUGGUUUGAUGUAAGAAAGAAGAAGAUGGUACCGCUGCCAUCAGAUGAAAGGAUGAUGGACAAUCAAACAAUCCGAGAAAGACUAGUUGUGUUGCGCGUGUUGAAAUCAUCAGAUUUUAUUGGUAUGAAUAUACGAGGUGGGAACGAAUAUAAUCUAGGAAUAUAUGUAUCUAGGUUAGAUCAAGGAGGAUUAGCAGAGAAAAAUGGCAUAUGUUUAGGAGAUCAGAUUGUUGCGGUAAAUGGAACAACUUUUGAGAAUGUGAAUCACACAUCAGCAGUUGAGUUUCUGAGAGCUCACAAAACAUUAAAACUCACCUUAAAGGCUGUAGGUAGAUAUCCUGCUUAUAAAGAAGUUUAUCAGGAAUAUACAUGGAGUGAGAGCAUGGGUCGUCUAGAUAGACCACCUCCAGAAAACAGAUUAACAGUCAAUGAAACACCGAUUAACAGUCGUUUCUCACUCAGACAGCAAGAAUCACCUCAGAUUCAGAGAAACCAUUAUAUUCAAAAUUCUACACAUCAAGGGAGGUUAUCCUUACAGAAGGAAGUUCUCCUUCCUAGAAAACAUGAUAUUACAUAUUCAGCUCCAUACGAAGAUGCUUGGACAUCUUCUGGCUUUGGUGAUGAAGAACAUAAUGGCAGUUCAGAAACUUUUACGAAUAGCAAUGGCCGACAUGCUCAGAAUGGAUUUAACACCGAUUACACAGAGAGUGAUUCAGGACAAGACGAUUAUACAACUUUCUUAGAACGUAAAGCAAAGCAGGACAAUGAGAAAUCUUAUUCAAGGGAGGCAACCCUUCGAGCACGACAUCACCCAGAACAUAAAUUAAAACUUGAAGAAAUGUCUACAAGUUUUAGUUCUCCACAGUUAAACAUAGCAGAAGAUGGUACAGUGCGGACGUACAUUUUACCAGAUCAGCAUCGGACACUUCAUCAAAGUCAACCUGAUAUACAAAUUACACAACCUACCGAAGAAUAUGCUCCGGUUCUUCGUAGACCAAAGUCUUCCAAAAACAAAGGAAUUAUGUAUGUCCAGAAUCAUGAUCAACCUGGAAACUAUGCAAGUCCAAUUUAUGCAGCGGUGCAAAAGAAAAAUCCGAAACCAAUUGAAGAAGCGCAUCAACCAUACAGACAGCAAAUGUCCAAAAGUACUCCCUCACUAGUCGUGAAAAAACCACAGCCGAGGGUUUAUUCUGCGUAUGACGAUUUCCACAUGUAUAAUCGUUCUCAGCGUCUAGAACAUUCUCGGGUUGAGGAUCCAGAGACUGACUAUGACGUGGACAGUAGUGAGGCUGUGGUAGUUUUUAGUGAGAAUGACAACGAUGACCCGAAACAUUCGUCUAAUGUUUAUAGUACUAUAGAAGAAGUCCCUCAUAUGAAUAUAGAGGAUGCUCAUUUAUCUGACGACGACGAAUUUGAAAGCUCUAAUGUAGAAAAUAGAAUUUUAUUAUUGGAGAACAGAAAAUCAAAUCUUGGAUCUUGUGAAAUAAGUCGAAUGGCAGACGAACCUACAUUAAAUGGUGCUAUUUCAAGUCCUCCUCCUAGCACUAGAAAAAAUAGCAAUGGUGCAUGGGCGACCAUUAAGAAAAAAUUGAAAGGAACAGAAAAGGGGAAAAAAAAGAAGAAAGAAAUAGAGGAUGCUCCUAGAAGCGUAUCUAAGAAGCGUGGAAUGUUUGAACAAAGUUUUGGUUCUCAGGUUGUGAACAAUCAUUGUGUGGAUAAUUACAAUAUGAUGAUGAUGGAAGAACAUGCUAGAAAUCUGCUUAAUGAAGAUGAAUGUGCUGCCGUUAUCAGACAUGUUAAAAAUUAUCAUGAGCAGAAAAACUUGGAGAGAUUAACAGAAGCCCUACUUCAGAUUCUUGAUACAUCGGAAAAACUACAACUGCUUAAAGAUAUCAGAGGAGUUAUCUACCCUUACCAUAUUGCAUUAUUUGAUACAAGAGUGAACAUCUAUGAGAUACAAGAAUAUGAACGAAUGUCUACAAAAUUACACCUGCCACUUCAUCACAACCACAAACAAAUAUCUAAACCACAGAAAAACUUAAUGACCACUGUUAUAGAUCUUACAGAUGAUGGUGGUCACUUUCAUAUUAAAACUGUUGACCAACAUAAACGAGACAUCGAUCAUGAGAAGGAAGUCAUUCAUGAGCUGAAGUCAAGUCAAAAUUUAAGCUCGGAUUCAGACUCAGAUAGUGGAAAAGAACAAGUAUAUGAUUUCACAAGGCAAGAUCCGGUAAGAAGAGACAAUUCUGAAGAUAGUAUAAUUGUUUAUAUUUCGAAACAAAAAUUACAUUUAGGUUUAUUAUUAACGGGUGGUGAAGGGGAAUACCCUUCUCCUGUUAGAGUAGAUAGAAUUUUACCUACAGGGGCUGCAGCAGAUGAUGCCAAUAUACAGCCUGGUAUGAUUCUAUUAUCUGUAGAUGAUCAAAGUUUAAAGUUCAAGUCGUUAAAUCAAGUUCAAGCUGCUUUAAAGAAAUCUUAUAAUAAUAAACGUAGUGUGGCCAUGAAAUUAGUUCUUAAACCUAUUAUACGAUAUUAAUCUUUAUCAAGGCAUUUAUUUACUUAUCAUUAUACUUAAAUAUCUCAAAGAAUUCAUACAAAAUUUAUACUUACUUAGUUAUCAAUAUGUUUAAUAUUUUAAUUGUUUCUUUCAUUAUUUUUUAUCCCAUUAAAUAUUUGUGAAAGAAAAUCACCCAUCAGUUAUGUUAUAUAAAUUAAUAAGAUAAUGUUUUUUUUUUAAAUUUGUGUUAUUGGUAAUUAUAAUGUUUAACGAAAAUGUAGAAGAAAUAGUUUUAAAUAAUGUGAUAUUUAGAUCUUGAUUUAUGAAGGUGCUAAAUGUUUGGCAUUUAAUAUUUGAGACUAGAAUAUAUAAGAUACAGAAAUUAAUAUAGCCGCUCGUCAUUUUAAUGAUUUUUAAUCCCUUACAAUAUUGUGAAA